AAAACAAACCCAUCUAUUUCGCAUCAUAUUGCUACUCAUUCCAUACACACUACUUUAUUCUAUCCAUACCAGAAAUUUAAUCAAACCAGAGUUUUGAGGAACCAAAGAAAUAAACAAAACAAGCUCACAUCGAUCCGCCUUCUACAAUGGCUCCUACUACUCUCACAGCUCUAGCAGGGGAGAAGACCCUUCAGUCUAGCUUCGUUAGGGACGAAGAUGAGCGUCCUAAAGUUGCAUACAACCAAUUCAGCAACGAAAUUCCAAUCAUCUCGCUUGCUGGUAUCGAUGAAAUUCAUGGUAGGAGAGCUGAGAUUUGUAAGAAAAUCGUUGAGGCUUGUGAGGACUGGGGUGUUUUUCAGGUUGUUGACCAUGGUGUUGAUACCAAUCUCGUAUCAGACAUGACAAGGCUUGCCCGAGAGUUCUUUGCUUUGCCUCCUGAGGAAAAGCUUCGCUUUGACAUGUCCGGUGGCAAGAAGGGUGGCUUCAUCGUGUCCAGCCACCUACAAGGAGAAGCAGUGCAAGAUUGGCGUGAAAUUGUGACGUAUUUUUCAUACCCACUAAGGACCCGAGACUAUUCAAGGUGGCCAGACAAGCCAGAGGGGUGGAGAGCAGUGACAGAGCAAUACAGUGAGAAAUUAAUGGGAUUAGCAUGCAAGCUCUUGGAGGUCUUAUCUGAAGCCAUGGGUUUGGAGAAGGAGGCUUUGACUAAAGCAUGUGUGGACAUGGACCAAAAGGUUGUGGUUAAUUACUACCCAAAAUGUCCACAACCUGACCUCACACUCGGACUCAAGCGUCACACCGACCCUGGUACCAUCACUCUCUUGCUUCAGGAUCAGGUUGGUGGUCUCCAAGCUACUAGAGACGGUGGAAAAUCAUGGAUCACUGUUCAACCUGUUGAAGGAGCUUUUGUGGUCAACCUCGGAGAUCAUGGUCACUAUCUGAGUAAUGGGAGGUUCAAGAAUGCUGAUCACCAAGCAGUGGUGAACUCAAACAGCAGCCGAUUGUCCAUAGCCACUUUCCAGAACCCAGCACCAGAGGCAACAGUGUACCCUCUGAAGAUCAGAGAGGGAGAGAAGUCGGUGCUAGAGGAGCCCAUUAGUUUUGCAGAGAUGUACAGGAGGAAGAUGAAUAUGGACCUUGAGCUUGCCAGGCUAAAGAAACUGGCCAAGGAGCAUCAGUUGCAGGAUUUGGAGAAAGCCAAAUUAGAGGGCAAGCCCGUUGAGGAUAUCUUUGCUUAGACUAUUACUAUACCCCGUGUCUCUUUACUUUGCCUUUGGUUUGUUUAUUAGUCAAGCAAUCUUAAUUUGCUAGUCACACCCUGUAGUUUGUUAAAUUUGACGAUCCUUGUGUCUGAACCAAUGAGGCCUUUGCAGCCUUCGAUGUUUUCCUCCAUACCAAACCGAUAAAUAUAUGAAAAUAAGUGGUGCCACACUGCCACUUCCUCGUUUGAGUUAA
Messenger RNA from Quercus robur (English oak), 1455 nucleotides. Its product is annotated as naringenin,2-oxoglutarate 3-dioxygenase. The record is from RefSeq and is a predicted model, not a curated record. The transcript is spliced from 3 exons. NCBI's taxonomy places the organism in Eukaryota, Viridiplantae, Streptophyta, Magnoliopsida, Fagales, Fagaceae. Bases 147 to 1238 code for a protein of 363 amino acids.